CCAGUUUCUUUAAGACACAGAAAAGCCCAAAUAACCUUGCGCGUGGAAGCAGGGAGCAGCUCCGAGCAGAGGUCCCUCUCAAGCCACGUCGUUUAUAAAUAGACCUCACGCUGUGCCACCGCUUGACACCUGUCUUUCGCCAUCAUUUUCACGAAACGUCAACAACGUGAGAGGACGCACGGGCAACCUCGUAUAGUGUUGGAAGUUAUAACGCGAGUGACGAGCCUCCAGCGAGCAAUCAGCAAAUGAGUGGAAGGGGCUGCAGAGGAGACUGAUUUAGCAACGUCGAAGACUUGCAAACACGAGGCCCUUUAAAACACAACCCAAGCCUCUGGGUGACCGGGUGUCUGACACCCUUUGGAACCUGUGAAGGGCACCUAUGGCCCACCGUGUGCACGAGCACCAGAGCCGCCUGCCCGUGGCCCAGGCCACUGUGCUGACUCUGCCACCGUCCAGCCAAGCAAAGGACCUGAGGCCCAGAUGGACUGCUGUGGACUCCCUGCUGUGUGGUGCGUUUGCCGGCGCUGUGGCCAAAACGGUAAUUGCACCUCUGGAUCGGACCAAGAUCAUUUUCCAAGUGUCUUCGAAAAGAUUCUCGGCCAAGGAGGCGUUCAGGCUCAUCUACUGUACGUACAUGAAGGAUGGGCUGCUCAGCCUGUGGAGGGGGAACUCUGCCACCAUGGUGAGGGUCAUGCCCUACGCUGCCAUCCAGUUCUGCUCACAUGAACAGUACAAAGUUCUGCUGGGGAGCCACUACGGCUACCAGGGCAAAUCUCUGCCUCCGUUCCCACGUUUCCUCGCCGGGUCUCUGGCCGGCACAACCGCCGCCAUGCUCACCUACCCUUUGGACAUGGUGCGAGCCAGGAUGGCCGUCACCGCCAGAGAAAUGUACAGCAACAUCAUGCACGUCUUUGUGCGGAUCUCCCAGGAGGAAGGUUUGAAGACGCUUUACAGAGGCUUCACCCCCACCAUCCUGGGUGUCAUCCCGUAUGCAGGGAUCACAUUCUUCACUUAUGAGACCCUCAAAAAACUACACACAGAAAAGACAAAGCGAUCUCAGCCGUACCCUUAUGAGCGCUUGGCCUUCGGCGCCUGUGCAGGCCUAAUCGGACAGUCGGCUUCUUACCCUCUGGACGUGGUGCGUCGGCGCAUGCAGACGGCCGGCGUCACCGGCUCGUCCUACGGCACAAUCAUGGGGACCAUGCGGGAGAUCAUAAAGCACGAGGGAGUCGUGCGUGGACUGUACAAGGGACUGAGCAUGAACUGGCUCAAAGGGCCCGUCGCGGUGGGGAUCAGCUUCACCACGUUCGACAUGACGCACAGCCUUCUGCUCAAGCUGCAUCAGAUGGGCUAUUUCGUCCACUGAAUUGUGCCGCAGCGACGGAGCGGUCGCGAAAAGCACAAAAUGAGACUGGCGCAAAGUAAGGCGCUCAGCCCGUGCUCUCUGCAAUGCCGUCCUGCUGCAACACACUCCUGUUCCCUUCUAACAGGACGUCGGGUGGAGUGGAUGAGUGGACGGGGGAUUGUUGUGCACACAGAAAUGUCUCCUCGCGCAGACGAGCGCGGAAACAAUAAAGUGUUUGUUUGUUUUUUUUUUAUUGUGAUUUGUCGCAAUCAGAACAAUCGUGGUACUGUCGGGAAAGAGCGGAGGAAGACAGUGUUCUUUUAAACGGAUCUAUAUGGAGGACUUUGUGUUUAUAAGAUAAUGCUUGCACUUUGUUAGACCUGCAAUGUUCUUUCAGUUUAAUCCUGCGUCAACACGGAGAGCUGUGACAGUGAUGAGUUUUAAUUCUUUUAAGUCUUUGUUUUCUUAGCGGGUUUUUCCCUUUGAUCGUGUUAAAUGACCUGGCGACGUUUUUUUUAAAGGGUGGCUCCGCACUAUGUUUUAAUUUUAAGUUUUAUGUGGGUACCACGGUGCAUUGAAUUUGAUGACGGGUUGAAUGAUUGUAGGAGGGUGAUGAUGUCAGCAGGACUGUACAGUUUCACUGUCCAUCCAGCACUAAGGUGUUUAUAGUAACUAUCAUGUCUAAUAAGUGAACCCUAAUCAAAUAUUUUAAAAAUAAUUCUAUAUAUUAUAGGUAAUAUUUGCACAUUAUUGAAAUUUCAUCUCUUUUCCAGCGAUGUGCAGAUAUGUGUCUUUGUGUUUAUAAAGCAGAGUUAACACACACACACACAAACAAACAAUAAAUCCUUUAAAUAUGCCAAAGUUUCAUGUAAAAUACAGAGAAAUCAAACGUUCUCUGAUCAUGUACAUUUGAGACACAGUAUAUCCAAAGAUGUAAGUGUACACUCAUAUCUGAUCUUGCAAUAAAGUGUCCAUCUACAACAGA
Molecule: messenger RNA, 2330 nt
Organism: Mugil cephalus (flathead mullet)
Lineage: Eukaryota; Metazoa; Chordata; Actinopteri; Mugiliformes; Mugilidae
Product: mitochondrial coenzyme A transporter SLC25A42-like
Exons: 8
Coding region: 380-1366 (328 amino acids)
Biological process (GO): transmembrane transport
Cellular component (GO): mitochondrial inner membrane
Source: RefSeq, a predicted model, not a curated record